CCUAAAUUUGUUCCCUUGGCUAAUAAGCUUAGCCCAUGCUGAGCAGGUUUUAGUCCUGCAGGUUGUUAUAGUGGGCACUGGUUAGCCCGCAGUGGUCAGUGAGAGGAACCAGAGCAGAGGAGUGGAUCUGAGAAGAGGCAAAGCUGCAGCAAAUGCUUCAGCACUCCUCUGUUUGCCUAACAGGACCACCACUGCUUGUGCCGGCACUGCGGCUGGGACAGCUCUCUCUCUCCCCCUCCUCCCUUCUAUCCUGCCUCUCUCUAAUACUACCUGACUCCUCUCCCUCCCUCUCUGCCUGAACCGGAGCACUGACAGAGUACUUCUGUAGCUGCAUCACCUCUCAGUCAGCUGUCUCGUCUUUCUUUCUUUCUUUCUUUCACUUCUUUUCUGUCUUAAAAUCUCACCUGAUACUGUUGCCAAAAUGUACCGGAACCCAUGGAUUUCAAAUUACCUGAGUCACGUCAAGUUCUGCAGCCAAGGAAUUGGGAGUGAGAGCCCUAUUAAACUAAGCAAUCCCAGAUUGCUACAGAAGAGAGCACUGAGCUUCCAGAAAGAAUUCUCCUUUGACGAAAAAGACGACCCAGCCAAAAGCGCCAAGGAUAUAGAUAUUAGUCUCUUGGCCAAUCUCCCCAAAGUGUCUGAAUUGAGGAAACUAUUUGAGGGCAUUACCACAAGCACAAGUGACUGGGAAAUGAACAGAAAGGAGCGCAUUGCUCGACGGUUGGAGGGAAUAGAGGGUGAGGUGCAUCCAUCUCUGCUGCCUACCUUGGUGGCUAACCGGCUUCUGGAGGAGGACACUCCACGAUACACUAGGGCCUCUGACCCUUGUGAGCCCUGUGCUGUUACAGUCCAGCGGUAUGGCAUAGAGGGAUUUGAAAGCCCAGAAAUGCAGCUGAAGGCUCCAGAACGCCAGUCCAGAGCUCGGUGCAGGCCUGACCCUCAGUCGUUCGUCCACACUGAACCAGUUCACAGUUUGGGUCCUACCACAUAUGCUCCAGAGUUGGAGUCCAAGGCUGAACGCAUUGCCCGCUACAAGGCAGAGCGACGCCGGCAGCUGGCCGAGCGCUAUGGCAUCUCUUUGGAUCAGGAACCUGACUUGGACCAUCACUCACGCUACCCCCGCUCUCAGAAAGAGUCAGACUGCUCAGAGAGACGUAACAGAGGGGAGAUGGUGGGAGAGGAAGGCAGAGAUAUCACCUUAAGUGCUUACACCAGCACCUUAGCCACUAGUCCAAGGGCAGGCCGUUCAGCACCACCACAUGGCCACCUGGACACAGGCUGUGACAUCGGUCGAACCAGGGUGGAGUUGUUCUCGGAGAGGGAGAGGCUGAUGAACCUGGAGAAUCAGCGCAGGGCUGCGCCGCCCGAGCCUCCAUCCUCUUCUUCAUACAUGGAUGUGACAUCAUCGUCCUCCCCUGUUAAGGUGCCUGCGAAGGACUACACAAUGACAGGCAUACCACCCAGUUCACCCAAGCUGGGCAGGCACCCCUCCCUCUCCUCGCCUAAACAUGGGGUGUCUCCUGGAGACCUGUUCAUUGAGCAGCAGGCCCACAACAUCCUCAGCAGACAGGGAAUCAGAGUUAGGGAGAGGCUUGUCAGGGAGGAGGGCUGCCAGAAGAGCCCAGAGUCUGGACAUGUUACAGAAGCCCCGGUGUAUCGCAGACAAUUUCAGCACCAGCCCCAGGCUUCUACACGCUACCAUUCAGACCCACCGGGCCCACAGCAGGCCUACUCCCACUCCCACCAGCAUCCACAAGUUCAGCACAGCCGGUUUGGUCCACAGGGAGGACAAGAAGUUGGCGGCUACCCCAGUUAUUUGUCCAUGACUUCAGGUCCCACAUCCAGAACUGGGCAGCAGCAACAGCAGGUCCAAGAGGAAGAGGCUGGUGAAGCUGAGGAGGUCAAGACAGAGGGCCUUCUGAGGAGCAGAAAAGCAGUCCUGCCUUCAGAGAUCCGGCGCAGGGAAAGGAGCACAGAAGACCCACGAAGAGGAAUAGGGGAGGAGGAGCUGGGCAUGUACGGGGUGCAAAAGGAUGCUGAGGUAGAGGAACCUGUGAGAGGAGGACUUAGAAGCAGACCUAUGUGGGAGGAAGCCGAGUACACCUCCCAUCUGCAGGCAGCAGAGAGUCGACCCAGAGAGUGGGAAAGUGCUAUUUAUGGCCACAAAAGACUAGCUGCGAUCAACAAUCAGCCCAGAUCGUCUCACGCAGGUUCAGGAAGCUCCACCUCCACCAUAGCCCUGAGCCGCUCUGUGUCCGAUGCUGGGAAUCAGCGAGGGCCCAAUCAAAGGAGCUUGCAGCACCAAAGUCAGGAACCCCGAGAGGUCAGGGAAGAGGAAAGUUUGAAUAAUGGAGAGAGUCACCAGGACACCAGGGUGUCUGUUGCCCAGCUCAGGCAUUCAUACAUGGAGAGCACCGCCACUCCUCCAACCAGCCGCAGGAAUGAGCUUGAGGUGGAGGAGCACAGGGUACUCACAGGCUACGAGGCCCCAUGGAGAGGGGAAAGGGACAGGGGGCGCAGGCCCCGGCAGUAUAUCUAUCCCGGGGAGAGUAGAAAGACCUCAGAGAGGUUUAGGACACAGCCCAUCACUUCUGCUGAGCGCCAUGAAACUGAUAGGUCUUGUGUGAAUUCAGACUUUGCUUCGACUGAAGCUGAUGAAGAGAAGCUAGAUGAACGGGCCAAGCUGAGCGUCGCAGCUAAGCGCUCCCUCUUUAAGGAACUGGAAAAGAGUGUUGAUGGUGGAGCUCCUAAACCCCGGUCCAGGAAUGCAGCUGUGGACCGGAGACUAAGACGGACACAAGAUCGAUCCAGAACUCAGCCAGUCACCACUGAGGAAGUGGUCAUUGCAGCCACCGUCUCUUCUCACGUGUCACAAACGGUGACCACUCACACCGCUGUAGCACGCGUCCCUAGCCCCACCCUAGUUUACAGCACUGCCCCACCAUCCAGCCUGCAGGCAUCCUCUCAGAAGAGCGCUGUUGCCCGUGAGCAAGUAAGGGAGGCCCAGCGGGUAAAGGAUACCAAGGAGAUCCGGGCUUUGACACAGACUUCCCCAAUGAAAGAAAAACAUGAGAAGCAGAGUCAGGAGGAGCCUGACCUCUGCUCCCUCAGCCUGGCUGAAAAGAUGGCGCUGUUCAACCGGCUGGCUCAGCCUCCAACCAGGGUCACCCACACAAGAGGGGGGGCACGCCAGCGCAGGACCAACGCUCGCUACCAGACGCAGCCCAUCACGCUGGGAGAUAUGGAACAGCUUCAGAACGGUUCAGGCUCUCGGUUCGGACACCUCUCUUCCUCAUCCUCUUCUGCACUCAGAGCAGGAGUUACAGUCUCCAGUGACCAAGCGGGAGACAUCCACAUAGCCACAGCAACCUGUGUCGAGCCCACCUAUCCCAGCUCUGACAGGUGUCUGCCCCCUCGCCACCCAGACGGGCCAGUCAGGAGGCCCCAAGACUCCUCAGACCAGCAUAAGUAUCACAUUUUGCCCCACAGUGAGGACCAAGCUGAUCUAGGAGGGGGAAAGAGGAAGUUGCCCUCUCCUGAGAGAGCAGUCAGACAGACCGCGCUGCCCCAGCCACAGAGUGGAAGGGAGAGGAGAGGAGAGGAGGAAGGAGCAGAGGAGGUGCAGCAGCAGCGGCGACUGUCCAGAGGGAUAGAAGAGGAAGCUGUGCGGAGCUCAGAGAGCCACAUGCUCCAAGAGGAGAACCACAAGAGCAGGGCCACCAGCGAAGAGGUGCCAGAAUCCCCUGUGGUAACAUCCAGAGCAACAUCUGGUUUGCCUGUAUCAGGGGACACGGACAGCAGUGGACACCCAGCCGACCCGGUUCAGCCUGAGCAGGGAGACGAACUGAGCGACAGGAUGACGGCCAGACACAUGUCCAUCAAAGAGAGAGUCGCCUUGUUGAAGAAGAGCGGCGAGGAAGACUGGAGGAACAGGAUCAAUAAGAAGCAGGAUGUGGUGAAGAUCGCUGUGGGCGAGCAGCACGCUCAGCUCUGGGAGGUGGAGCAGAGCUUCAAGAAGAAGGAUGAUGAAACACUGAUGAUGAUCGAUGGGUUUGCUGUGUCCGACCAGCUCUGGGAGCCAGUGUUUGCUGCUACUUUCUCUCCUCCUCCCGAGUCUCCUUCCAAUACGUCUGAAUCAGCCAGCCAGGCCACCAGAUCUCGCAGACCUCUGCAGGUGGAUGACAGACACCCCUGGAGACGGAAGAGAUUAGCAGAGACUGAGAUGGAGUCCCAGAGGAUCGAGGCUCACAUGUCCAUUGAGGAGAGGAAACAGCUGAUCGUGGCCCAAGAGGAGGCCUGGAAAACCAAAGGCCACGGAGCCGCCAACGACUCGACCCAGUUCACUGUGGCUGCACGCAUGGUGAAGAAAGGUCUGGCCUCCCCUGCUGCUCUUCAGGCUCCUGUGCUUUCUAAACCAAAGAACGGCAGCGUUGCCAUUUCUAAACCACAGGACGAGAUCAAGGCCAUGCCAGACCUGAACCUGGAGUCAGACAGGAAGCUGGAUAAACUGGAGUCAUUCCUAGGCAAACUCAACAAUAAAGUGUCUGGACUGCCAGAAGCAACCAUCUCAGUGACAGAGAAGAAGGUAAAGGAAGUGAUGACGCUCGAAGAUGAAACUUUUUCCAAGUUCUACCGCCAAGUUGAGGAACUUCCCUCCAUCACCAAUAAGGUGGAGAUAGAUGACGACUUCGAUGCCAUCUUCGGUCCUCAGGUGCCAAAGCUGACCUCAGAGAUGGUACAGCACAGGAGGGCAGUGCGCCCUGCGCGUAACGUCCAGUCAUCCAAGAACCCUCUGAAGAUGCUGGCUGCCAGGGAGGAUAUCAGACACGAGUACACAGAGCAGAGGCUCAACAUCGGCCUGCUGGAGAGCAAAAGGAUGAAAGCUGAGAAGAUGAAUAAAAACUCCAGUUUCUCUGAAGUGGCUCUAGCUGGUCUGGCCAGCAAGGAGAACUUCAGCAAUGUCAACCUGCGCAGCGUCAACAUCUCAGAGCAGAUGUCCAACAACAGCGCUGUGCCUUACAAGAAACUCAUGCUCUUGCAGGUCAAAGGCCGACGGCACAUCCAGACCAGGCUGGUGGAGCCGCGAGCGUCCUCUCUGAAUAGCGGCGACUGUUUCCUGCUCAUCACGCCACACCAGUGCUUCAUCUGGAUCGGAGAGUUCGCCAAUGUCAUUGAGAAGAGCAAGGCUUCAGAGUUGGCUAAUUUCAUCCAGAGCAAAAGAGAUUUGGGUUGCCGAGCCAACUAUGUCCAGGUCAUCGAAGAGGGCAUCAACACCCGCAGCCACGCUGUCAAGGAGUUCUGGAACAUCCUGGGAGGGCAGUCGAGUUAUCAGUCUGCAGGAACACCAGAUGAAGACGAGCUGUAUGAGGGCGCCAUCGUGGAGACCAACUGCAUUUAUCGCCUGAUGGAUGACAAACUGGUCCCAGAUGAUGAUUUUUGGGCCAAGAUGCCUCGUUGUUCUCUCCUUAACCCCAAGGAGGUUCUGGUUUUUGACUUUGGCAGUGAGAUGUACAUUUGGCACGGGAAGGAAGUGACUUUGGCACAGAGGAAGGUGGCUUUCCAGCUGGCAAAGCACUUGUGGAAUGGCACCUUCGACUAUACAAACUGUGACAUCAACCCGUUGGACCCAGGAGAGUGUAACCCACUCAUACCCAAAAAAGGCCAGGGCCGACCUGACUGGGCAGUGUUUGGCAGGCUGACUCAACACAAUGAGACCACCCUGUUCAAAGAGAAGUUCCUGGACUGGAGUGACUCCAGGAAAACUCCCAGUCCCAUAAAAAACACCAGUGAUCACAGUACUGAUCAAAGGGAACACCCCACCAGUGAUCAGCCCUGUGCGUACAAUGCCUCACUGAUGCUGACCCUCCAUCUGACACCUGUCUACACCAUCCUGGAUGGCUUCAAUGUGGGCCGGGGCUACGGCUUGGUGGAGGCAGAGGAGUGGCGCAGCUACGAGAUAAGCACUCUGGCAGCGGAGGUGUGGCACAUCCUGGAGUUCGACUACAGCCGCCUGCCACGCCAGAGUAUUGGCCAGUUCCAUGAGGGUGACACCUAUGUGGUGAAGUGGAAAUACAUGGUCAGCACUGCAGUUGGGAAGAGACAGAACCCGGAGCAGCUGAAAACGACAGGAGCCGGGAAGGAGAAGUGCUGCUACUUCUUCUGGCAGGGCCGCAACUCCACCGUCAGCGAGAAGGGAACGUCUGCACUCAUGACGGUGGAGCUGGACGAGGAGCGUGGAGCACAGGUUCAAGUCCAGCAGGGGAAGGAGCCUCCGUGUUUCCUGCAGUGCUUUAAAGGAGGGAUGGUCAUCCACUCAGGAAAGAGAGAGGAGGAGGAGAACUCACAGAAUGAUUGGCGUCUGUAUUGUGUGCGUGGGGAGGUGGAGGUAGAGGGCCAUCUACUGGAGGUGGCCUGUCACUGCAGCAGCCUGCGCUCCAGAGUGUCCAUGGUGCUGCUUAGUGUUACCCAGGCUCUCAUCUACCUGUGGCACGGCUGCAAGUCUCAGCUGCACACACGGGAGGUGGCGCGCACUGCUGCCAACAACAUCAAAGAGCAUUGUCCUUUGGAAACAGGUCUGCACAGCAGCAGCAAGGUCACCAUCCAGGAAUGUGAUGAGGGAGCAGAGCCCACAGGUUUCUGGGAAGCCCUCCGGAGGCGGGACAGGAAAGCCUACGACUGCAUGCUACAAGAUCCCGGCAGGUUUAAUUUCACACCUCGUCUGUACCAGCUGAGCAGCAGUUCAGGAGAGUUUGCAGCUGUGGAAUUUCUCUAUCCAGCCAGAGACCCCAAGCAGGUCAAUUCCAUGCCGUUCCUGCAGGAGGACCUGUAUGCAGCUUCCCAACCAGCCUUGUUCCUGGUAGACAACCAUCAUGAGGUGUACCUGUGGCAGGGCUGGUGGCCUCAGGACAGUGAAAGCACUGGCUCAGCCCGAAUCCGCUGGGACUCAGACAGGAAGUGUGCCAUGGAGACAGUGCUGCAGUACUGCAGAGAAAAGAAUGAGAAGAAGCCUCCCAAAGCGUAUCUGAUCCACGCUGGUCUGGAGCCACUCACCUUCACCAACAUGUUUCCCAGCUGGGAGCACAGAGAGGACAUCGCUGAGAUCACUGAGCGGGAGGCAGAAGUGUGUCAUCAGAUUAUCCUGGUGGAGGAUGUGUUGGCCCGGCUCUGUAAGACCACAUAUCCGCUGGCAGAUCUAUUAGCACGGCCGCUGCCUGAGGGAGUGGACCCCCUCCGCCUGGAGGUCUACUUGAAUGAUGAGGACUUCCAGGGUGUGGGGGCUUAUGGGAAGAGAGCCCUGGAGAUGAGCAAGGAGGAGUACGGUGCUCUGCCCGGCUGGAAGCAGGUGAACUUGAAGAAAGCCAAAGGACUUUUCUGAGCCGACCCUUGAGCAGAUGAGUUGAGGAAGCACGAGAGGAGCUUUGAAGGUGUGGGGGAAAGACGUACCAGCUUCUGUGUGUUGGUUCUAAGAGGUGGAUGUAUGUUUUAGUGGCACUUGUGUAAAUUUCUGCUCUGUUAAUGGAUGUACAUGUGUACUAUAUGCAGGAAUGCCUUACACUGUCAGCCCUGCAGCCAUGUAGUGUCAGCAGGUCUGUCAGCCUGCUGAACUCACUCCACACAAGACUCUCAACUAUGUAUGUUUGUGCAUUACAAAUAAAUUAUAUUUAUAUUAAAUCAUGUAGAUUUUUUUUUUUUUUUAAAAAGCUCAACAGAUAUUCAAAAAAUACUAAAAUAAAGCGUAUAAUAAAUGUUGCAGAAGUUCGCGUCUCAUGUACAGAUCACCGUCUGCAGUUUACUGAUCAGAUGAAGCAGCUUGAUGUGAGUCUGUGUCAUUAUUGUGGGGUGGGGUGCAGGCUUGAUUAGAGGCAAAAAAGAAUGCUGAUGAAAUGUUUGAUUUUUAAAUCCUACAGUGUAUAGUGCCUUGCUUUGUGUACAGUUUAUAUACAGAUCCUAGUCUGCAUUUUGGAGACUGUUUUGUGAUAAAGAUGUAAUCUAGAAAUAAACCGGGAAAGUUUGAUAGCUGAACAUUUGUCACUUUUCUGUCACAUGUGCUUCAUACACCUCAAAGUUUCCUGUCAAACUCU
This is a messenger RNA of Archocentrus centrarchus (flier cichlid), 8081 nucleotides long. It is a transcript of the gene svila, whose product is annotated as supervillin a. The coding region runs from base 422 to 7375 and encodes 2317 amino acids. Gene Ontology annotation, cellular component: cytoplasm; actin cytoskeleton. The transcript has 42 exons. Gene Ontology annotation, molecular function: actin filament binding; phosphatidylinositol-4,5-bisphosphate binding. Gene Ontology annotation, biological process: barbed-end actin filament capping; cytoskeleton organization; actin polymerization or depolymerization. The record is from RefSeq and is a predicted model, not a curated record. Lineage: Eukaryota; Metazoa; Chordata; Actinopteri; Cichliformes; Cichlidae.